This is a messenger RNA of Gongylonema pulchrum, 342 nucleotides long. Lineage: Eukaryota; Metazoa; Nematoda; Chromadorea; Rhabditida; Gongylonematidae. The record is from the annotation of a GenBank genome assembly.
AUGAACGACUUUUGGCUGCCCAAGUCGAACAACAAAGAUGCUAAUCAUCUCUUGUUUCUCUCACGAGGAUUUCUCAUCGCUAUCAUUUUAUUCAUAAGAACGGAGUCGACUGGUAUCAAAAACGACUCAGAACGGCUGGAAAAUCGUGCAUCCCAAAUCGAAGUACGUUUAGAAGACACGGUCCGCGCAAUAGAAGCUAACGAACGUGCACAACGAUCGUUGAGCUUACGUGUGUAUGGGUUUGAUUACACGCGCUGCAAAAUCCCAAGAGCCGACGAUCAGGAUAACUUUGAUGUUAUUAGCGCAGCUGAUCUUCUUCGAAAGCUAAUGGUGGAAGGUUAG